Messenger RNA from Haemonchus placei, 2010 nucleotides. NCBI's taxonomy places the organism in Eukaryota, Metazoa, Nematoda, Chromadorea, Rhabditida, Trichostrongylidae. The record is from the annotation of a GenBank genome assembly.
AUGGAACGAAAAGGGGUCACAGAAAGAAUACGCCCACAAGGGAAUCGAGAAAAACUGGAAGGUAGUCGUGUAUGCACAUCUGUUAUUCCCGGUGAACCUCAGGUUACUAUCGGCACUGACCGUUCAUUCACUUACGAUCAUGUAUUCGAUCAAGCUACUCAACAAGUUGAAAUCUAUGAUUCAUGUAUAGAAAAACUAGUUAACGGUCUUUUUGAUGGGUUUAAUGCUACAGUUCUCGCAUAUGGCCAGACGGGUUCUGGUAAAACUUACACUAUGGGUACGGCUUUCGACACCGGUGCAAUAUCAGAGCAUGAAGUUGGAGUGAUUCCACGAGCUUUGGCUCAUGUCUUCCGUAGGGUUUCGGAUUUGAAACAAGAAGCACGAGAGGGUGGCAUCCUUGAGCCAACCUUCGAGGUCUCCGUUCAAUUCAUAGAGUUAUACAAUGAAGAAAUCAUUGAUCUGUUGGCAAAUGAUCGUUCUUCCUCGUUCAACAUACGCAUACAUGAAGAUGCCCGGGGAGAGAUCUACCUUCACGGUGUUACCACUAGACAAGUACAAGACCUCCACUCGACACUUGAAAUCCUCAAGAACGGAGCGCUAAAUCGUACCGUAGCGGCAACGAAUAUGAAUGAACAAUCGUCACGUUCCCAUGCUAUUUUCUCAUUACACAUAAAGCAACAACGAGUAGUACCACAAGAAGCUGAACCGGUUAUUAGUCAGCUAGCUCUCGGUAAUGUCAUUAGUGCUCUGGGUGGAGCUAAUGGAAAAGUCAGUCAUGUACCGUAUCGUGAUUCAAAGCUAACCAGACUACUACAAGACUCGUUGGGAGGCAAUAGCCGCACUCUUAUGGUUGCCUGUGUUUCACCUAGUGAUAGCGACUUUGUGGAAACAUUGAACACUUUGAAAUAUGCCAAUCGUGCGAAGAAUAUCAAGAACAAGGUGGUUGCCAAUCAAGACAAGUCAUCAAAGCUUAUCGGCGAAUUACGGGGUCGUAUUGCGGCAUUGGAGGCCGAGUUGCUGGAGUUCAAACAGGGCCGAAGAACGGUUGGCAGCGAUGGUGUGGAGACCGUCAACGAUCAGUACCAUGAGAACGUUAUGCUUACGGCGGAAAUCAACCAGUUGAGAUUCCGUGUCAAAGCUCUGCAAGAAACGAACGAGAUCCUCCGUAAUCGUAAUGUGGACCUAAUGGCGAAAGAUCUCGGUCCAAACGGUUGUUCGGUAAAUUCUCCUACAGAUGAACAUGGUGGCUCCUCCGACGAAGCGAACAGCUCUGCUUCGAAUGACGCGGUCAUGGAUCCAGUACAGGCUACUGUGCGAAAAUAUCUGGAGGAGUUGGAACGAAUGCGAUCACAACUCUACGAAUCUCAGGCAGUAGCAAAUCAACUGAGAAAAGAGAUGAAUAAAUGGAAGAACCAGGCUCUUGGUUGUGGUGGUUUCAUGGAAAGUAAUGAUAGCUCUUUCACAUCAUUCAGUCAUCAACAACUCAUUGAAGAUGCUCGAGCUGAUAUAGAAAGACUUCGUAGGACUGUGUCUACGGCUUCGAAUGAAGUGACAUCCGAUUACGCUUCCCAUGCUGACACAGCCGAAGAGGAUGGUACCAGUAAUGAUGCAGAUGAGUUGGAUGAAGAAGAUGAAUAUGAUCAAGAUGUUGACGAGGAUACAGUGUUCGAUGAAGAUCAAAAAGGUGCUGCUCUACGGGAUAAUCUUGCCGACCUUCAGACGGAGAUUAACAUCAAGGAGAGAUUGAUCGCAGAAUUAGAGCGAUCCGAUCGACAUUUGGCAGAAGUACGUUUGAGUUAUGAGAAAAAACUCACGGAACUCUCGGCUCAAAUCAAAAAGAUGGAAGCGGAACGUGACAGAGUUGUGAUGGAAGCUGAAGCAAAGAAAUCCGACAAAGCCAGCCAGGAACAAGCCAAGAGGAUCCGAGAAGAGUAUGAGAGAAAGUUGGCUGACAUGAGAAAUGAAUUCCGCAAAUUGCAAAUGGUCGAAAGAGAACAUAAACGAAUGCAG